AUUGUCAGUUUGGCUUUUGGUCUGUAAAGUUUAUAAUUAAAAUUGAAAUACAAAAUGUUGGAAAAAAUUAUUUUAAUUUUUAUGUGUGCUACUUUAGUAGCAAGUCAAGGAAUUACAGACUCGCGUUGCCCUCAAGAUAACAUUCCUGCAACCAGACUUCCACAUGAAACUGAUUGUAGUUUAUACUACAUAUGCAACUUUGGUCAAAGAUUUUUAAUGCCACCAUGUCCAUCACCGAUGUUAUUUGAUACACCUUCUUCAUCAUGCCGUUCACCUCCUGUGACUUGUGGACCAGUUGAUGAAACUACAACCACUCCAACAACUACACCGACUACAACAACAGCUGAAGAAACAACUACGCCGACUACAACAACAUCUGAAGAAACAACUACGCCGACUACAGCACCAGAAGAAGAAACAACCACGCCCACUACAGCACCAGAAGAGGAAACGACUACAGUACCGGAAGAAGAAACAACUGUAUCUGAGGAUACAACUGUACCUGGGGAUACAACUACUCUAGCUACUGCACCAUCAGUUGUUCCAACAGUACCAGUUGAGAUUCCUACGGCCCCAACGGCUUUCAAAUUCUUAUUUCCUGUUGUUCCAACAGUGCCAAAUUUUCGUAUCCUAAAACUUUCAGUUGAAAUUCCUACAGUCCCAACGGUACCAACAGUUGAGGUUCCUACAGUCCCAACAGAACCACCAGUUGAGGUUCCUACAAUACCAACAGUACCAGUUGAGAUUCCUACAGCCCCAACGGUAAAGUCAUUCUUAUUUUCUGGAUAAUUAAAAGUACCGAUUUUAAUUAUGUUAUAUUCGAUUACCAAUCCAUUGUAUUAAGAAGAUAUUUUAAUAAUAAAAAGAAUCAUUCUUGCAUACAUUCUAAUAAUAUUUUAAUUAAGUCAACUUUGUUAAUUGAAAAAAGGAAAGGAAUGCUGAUAAAGUGAUCGAUGUCAUCAUUCAGAAUUAAAACCAGUGAACGUUCA
Molecule: messenger RNA, 989 nt
Organism: Clunio marinus
Lineage: Eukaryota; Metazoa; Arthropoda; Insecta; Diptera; Chironomidae
Source: the annotation of a GenBank genome assembly